This is a messenger RNA of Mustela erminea (ermine), 5851 nucleotides long. RefSeq names its product proline rich 5 (gene PRR5). The record is from RefSeq and is a predicted model, not a curated record. The transcript has 10 exons. Gene Ontology annotation, cellular component: TORC2 complex. Bases 1996 to 2940 code for a protein of 314 amino acids. Gene Ontology annotation, biological process: TORC2 signaling. NCBI's taxonomy places the organism in Eukaryota, Metazoa, Chordata, Mammalia, Carnivora, Mustelidae.
GCCUGGCCGGGGGGCACAGUCGGCUUCCAAGUUGCCUACCUCCUGUGCCUUUCACUUGGACGUAGAGAGGAAGCCAUGGGCCCUGCUCCGGAGGCGGCUACAACAAAGCUGGGUGGGCCCCCCUUCAUCUCUCGGCAAGGACACUGGGGCUCCAUCUGGUCACCCUCAGAUAGACAGAACAGGGGGACUAGAGCCUCAGCAGUCAGGUGGGGUGGAGGAAGGAGCCUGGGUGGCCCCGGGAACCUGGUGGCGCCCAGCUCCCCUGCCCUUCCUCGUUCACAUGGCUGUCCCUUCGCAGGGACUGCUGGCUGGGAAGCCAGUGGGACACACCAGGCCUGGACACCAGGGGGAGGGGCCCGAGGAGGUGGCCACCCUGCUCAGGGUCCAGGUCGGCCUUCUGGCGUCACCUGGCAGAGGCCUGCCCCCCUCUGUGUGUCCUCAGGCCUCUGGAGGCCGUGUCCACAUUGAGGAAGGUGCCAGAGAAGGCAGGACUCUGCUUCCAGGUCCUCCCAGGGGUCUUACCUUCUCCAAGGUCCCCAGAGGUAUAUCAGCCGACCUGACCAGAGGCCGGGCGUGUGGUGGGCCCCACCCCUUCAGCCUCUGCUGGGGCUUUCUGUAAGGGUGGGUGGGCAACCCUGAGAAAAGUGAUGCUGGGCCAGAGGCCCACACGCGGUGUCUCCUUCAGCCCACCACCCACACAGGCUCUGGCCCAAAGCAGGGUGACCACAGGCAGGCACCCCCAGGAGCCCUACGGUGAGCCCUCCCUCUCCCAGUUUGGCUAUGCCCCACCCCCCUCCUGGACCACAGACUCCAGGGACGCUCUGGAGCCUCACCAGGGCUCUGGCACCUUCUCUUUGCUCCAGACCCACCUCGGGCCCAGUGAAGAGACUCUGGGACUCGGCCCUGCCCUACUGUCCUCCCGCACAGGGGAGGGGGACCGGCUCUGCGAAGGACAGCCCAGUGGGGAGAGGCCACGGGUCUCACCCGGAAGUGCCCUUGGAGGCCGCCUGUGGUUUCCUCGGGACCAUCUGCCAGUGCCCACUCCGGGCCUGCCCACCUUUGGUCGGGAGGCCACAGAACGGGGUGGCUGGGGAGAAAGAGAAGUCACAUGCGGGCCUCUUGCUCCCCGCCCUUCCUCUCCCUGAGUGGCUUACAGCAAGCUUUUUUGUUUUUUGUUUUUUUCGUGGCCCAACUUGGACUUGGGACAGAAGGGGAACCUCGGCCUCCAGCCGGGGAGAAACAGAGGGAGCAGGGCCCAUCCAGCCGGGGCAGCGAGGGAGGCCGUUUCCCAGCCAGCGACUGGGGUCGGAGGCCCACGGGUCAGGUUCGCGGGCUCUGCCAGGUGUCGUGCUCUUGGGACGCUGGACAGUUCUUGGCUCCCCAGACCCUCGUCAUUUCCUUCCGUAGCCUCGGGUGUGACAGGCCCCCGGUGUGGUGGUUAGAAGGGAGAGACUGAGAAAACCAGAGCGGAUGGUUGAGCUGUGGUGGGAGCUGCUGGGGACACACCCUUCCUCGGAGACAAGCUAAAGAUGCCCCAGGUGGGACAGGUGAUCAAAGGGUACCCUUGGGAAUAGAAGAUUCCAGAACAUAGGAAGGGAAGCAGAGUGUGUGCAGGCCACAGAAGACAUCCUGGAGAGCAUCCACAACGGGGUCAUCGCCGUCUUCCAGCGCAAGGGGCUGCCUGACCAGGAGCUCUUCAGCCUCAACGAAGGCGUCCGGCCGUGCUUGGUCUGGACUGAGACGCCUGCCAUUCCCAGCCCCCAGAGGUGUGCAGUGCGGAGAGCUGUCAACCUGAGUGCAAAGGAGGAGGUUCAGACCCUAACUUGGUGUGUCCUGUGUGGCCUUGGACAAGUCACCGGACCUCCCUGAGCCUCCCUUGUCUCGCUUUUAGAAGGGAACCGUACUGGGCACCUGCUGCUGGGUUGGCAACUCCUGAAGACAGAGCUGGGGUCGCUCUUCACCGAGUACCUGCAGAACCAGCUGCUAACGAAAGGCAUGGUGAUCCUGCGAGACAAGAUCCGCUUCUAUGAGGGACAGAAACUGCUGGACUCGCUGGCAGAGACGUGGGACUUCUUCUUCAGUGACGUGCUGCCCACACUGCAGGCCAUCUUCUACCCAGUGCAGGGCAAGGAACCGUCCGUGCGCCAGCUCGCCCUGCUGCACUUCCGGAACGCCAUCACCCUGAGCGUGAAGCUGGAGGAUGCGCUGGCCCGCACCCAUGCCCGGGUGCCCCCCGCCAUCGUGCAGAUGCUGCUGGUGCUGCAGGUGCGUGGUGCCACAAGGAGGCCACUGGGCAUGAGGCCGGGCCUUCCAGACGCAGAGCCUGAGGGAGUGCAUGAGUCCCGGGGCGUGACCAAGGACUACUUGCGCCUAGAGACACUGAUCCAGAAGGUGGUGUCGCCCUACCUGGGCACCUACGGCCUCUACUCCAGCGAGGGCCCGUUCACACAUUCCUGCAUCCUGGAGAAGCACUUCCUGCGCCGCUCCCGCUCAGGGGAUGUGCUGGCCAAGAAUCCAGUGGUGCGCUCCAAGAGCUACAACACCCCGCUGCUGAACCCCGUGGCCGAGCACGAGGCCGAAGGAGCAGCCGCCGGCGGCCCCGGCAUCCGCAGACACUCCGUCUCGGAGAUGACGUCCUGCCCGGAGCCCCAGGGCUUCUCCGACACACCUGGCCAGGCCCCCCCUGGGGCCUUGAGAUCCUCUGUCGGCCCCCAGUCGGGGCCCUGCCCCAGCAGACUGUACCCCCCUGCCCAGCCCCCCGAGCCUGGCCCAGGCGCGGCCCACCCCUCCCCACCCUCCUCCAGUCCAGAGAACCUGGUGGACCAGAUCUUGGAGUCCGUGGACUCGGAUUCAGAAGGGAUCUUCAUUGACUUUGGCCGGGGCCGGGGCCCGGGCGCAUCGGAGUUUGAGGGGGCCGGGGGUCAGCGGAGCAUCGUGUGAGGGCCUCGUGUUUCUGCUGACCCCUGUGUGCCUGGGGGGUACGUGUGUGCAAGAAUUUUUUUACUCUGUCCCGGCCAGUCGGCUGUGGGUCCCAGCCACUGUGCCGUUCCGGAGUCUUCGUUGGAGAAAGCUUCACCCCCCGAGCCCCCGGCCCUGCUCCGUUCGGGGCACGUGUUGGCCGCUCCAGUGGCCUCACGUGGGUCACCAGGCGCACCGGUCUGCCGUGUGUGCACGGAGCAGACCUGGCCACCACCCCCAACCUGCCCCAGCCCGCCGGCGUCCACACCCACGGAGACAACACUGUGGCCCAGCCAGGCUUCCGGAAUGAUUCCCAGAGCAAGGGGGGUCGGUAGCAGACCCGCCUUCCCCCUUCCCACUCACCUGAGGCCACAGCAUGUCCUGUGGGCUCCUGUCCCAGACGCUCACACAGGCUGUCCUCACUCGGGGCAGCCACGGGCAGGAAGAGGAUGGAAUAAACGUGUCUGCCCCAAUCCCGAGCUCGUGUCUCUGACGCCAGGCCCCAGAUGUCCUUCUUCCCUGGUGCUCACCCUCCGAUGUCCCCUCGCCUCGGUGGGGCCUCCCCUCCCCACUCCCAGGGAGGGCGGGCUCCUAGGGUCCAAUUUCCUGGUCCUCUCCUGACACUGGGGCCCAGAGGCCCCAGAAGGAAGAGUUGGGAAGCCGGGAGCAGCCGGGACCACGGUGGGGAAGGGACACGCUCAGAGGGUCAGCGAUCAGCGUGGCCAGCAGUAGAGCAGCCUGGGGAGCAGGCCUAAUGGAAGGGGGGCUGGGGAGUUCUGUGAGUCAGGUGGUCAGGGAGGGAAGGUUGAUGCCUCGCCCAACGCCAAAUCACAGGGGUCCCCAGUCCCCGGGGACCGGCCAGAGGGAUCCCCUGCCUGCAUGGGCCUCUCCUGUCUACUGGGGCUCAUUUUGGGAUGCACACGUGCGUUGGGGCUGCAGGGCCACCGGGAGCGCAGUCUUGUGUGUGAGGACGGGGAAGUACUCACUUCACAAGCUCCGUGGCUGCUCGGCCUCGGAAAAUGCUCCGGCAGUGGGCGGGGGAGCCCCCCAGGUGGGGCUCAGCUGGGAGAGUAAGAGUGACUGGCCCCAGCCUCUGGGGGCACUGGGGCUGGGAAUUGGGCCACAAGCCUGUCCCUGGUCUGAGAACCCAGGAGAAUGGCCAUUUGGCUGGGCUGGUUGAUGGGGCUGAGAUCCCUGAACGGCCUUCCUUGGCUCCCAGAUCCUUCACGGAACCCGGAUAAGCCUGGACCCAGCUAACGUUGCGGGGGACCAUUAUCAGUGGGGUCCCCUCAAGGCAAAAGGGUCAGGCGAAGGGCAGAAAUGGCAGGGACCUGUCCGGGCUCUGCCCUCACCGGGGUGUUGAGCCCUCUGUGAUGUCUCCACCUCCUGGUGUGAAGGACCAGGAGAUCUGAGAUUCUCGGGUCCCUGGGGACACCAGUGGCCUUUGUGGGGCCCCCUGAGGUCUGCCAAAUCCUGCCCUGGGCGGAGGGAGGCCCCAUGCGCCAGCCAGUGGGGCCUCACCAGCGAUGGGGAGGCUGGAGCCCCGCGGAGGGCGGAGGGGGGAGGGCGGGGGCUGAGCCUGGGUCCUGAAGAAUCCCAGGGGCUGCUUCUGCUGCGGCUGUCCAGCACCCCCCCCCCCCAUUAAAGGAGCAGCUCAUCGUCUGGGCUGGGAGCAGGUCUGUGUCACACGCAGCCUUGUUCAAAAAGCGUUAAUGGAGAUCUGCAUCAAAACAUCCUGUUAUACAUUGGUAAAUUACGUGUGAAAAAUCAAGAACAGAUCACACCAGUUAGGAUAAAGGUCCCCCUGAACCCGCAGAACCUCGGAUUCUGGCUACUGGUGUCCCCUCCAAGAACCAAACUUCCUUAUGAUGAAGGUCCCAGCCCUGCUCAGGUCUCACGUUGGCCACCAGGAGCUCAGGCCAAGCCCCGAGCUGGCUGUGGCCGGUGUAGACCUGUGGCUCGCUCUGCCCCCGUGACCUGCCAUCCUUCCACGCCCCCCACCCCCCUCCCGUCUCCAACCUCUCCACGCGUUCCUUCCACAGGACUUGUCACUGAAUUUUCAGGGGGUGGAAACAGGUUAUGGGGCCAGAACUUUCUGCCGGCGUUCCUGUUGUGGGGAAAGCCAUUCGGACAUCCGCAACCCCAUGGCCUGGGAGAGAGCUGGGCCCAAGAGGGGCCCGGGGGGCUUGGGCUGCACGAAUUCUGGGGAGACCCUAUCUGACACAGGAGUCCAGGACUAGUCUGUCCCCCCCCACGAAGAGGCCUCCUGUCCUGUCCCCGCUGAGUCCCCAGCCACAGGUCGAGCCUGUCGAAUGCGUGACCUCAUUGGUUAACGGUUCACUGUCCACGCGCCACCAGGGAGCCUUCUCCAGUGGAGGGUUUCCCACGAGGCUCACUGUUCCCAUCUUUGUCUGUCGUAGGUCCUCCGGCAAGCCUCCAGGGCCGGGGUCUCCGGCCCGCCCACACCUGCCGAUGGGACUCUGCUGUGACCCUCGCCCAGCUGACGCGGGGGCUCCGAAAGCCUGAAGAGAGAAGUCCUGCUCCACAGUCCAAGCCCUUAGUGCUUCAGGCAAAAACCCACCCAGAAGCAGGCCCUGGAGCGUCGCGUUUAUGGGGAAUGGGACGCCCGCUCUGCCCGGCAACCUCCGCGGAUGAAGAGGGCGGUGACAAGGCCGCAGGGGCCACAGAGGGCCACGGAGGGGGACGAUCUGGGGGAAACCGAAAAAUUGUCUUUAAGAGUUCAUCUGGGGAACCCCUGCCCGUGCGACAGAGCGGGGGUCCCACCCUCCAUCUCGGGGGUCUUGACGUGGUCUGUGUGACUCCUUCGGGCACCUGGGAAGCCCAGGGACGCUCUCUUAGAAUAGUGUUUUUACAAUAAAAUACCUAAGAUCAC